AUGGCCUGGGUUGAUAUCGCCAAUGAUCUUUUAAGGAGUUGUCACAUAAACCAGCACAUAAAGCAGCUUUCGGAAUGUGGUGCUGAUGUGUUCGUUCGUCUUUAUGAAUCAAUUUUAGGAGAAAAAGUACCAGAUUUCAUAGCGACCCCUAGAAGCCAAGAAGAUGAUGCACAUAAUAUACAGGCAGUGAUAGAUUCUCUGGCAUUGGACUACUUGCAGGUCAGCUUGUCACACAUCACUGGUGAGAACAUUGUGAAAGGAGAAAGGGAAUCUAUCAGAAACCUCCUUGAAAUAUUUGAUGGUUUGCUAGAGUAUCUUACAGAAGAAGUCAGUGAAGCCGCUUUUCAGAAUGGAGAUGAUGCACAUUUUCUGUCUAAUAACAAAAUUCAAAAUGCACCUCAAGAGCAGCUAGAAAGUGAUGCUGGUGAACUUGCACUGCCUUCAAAACUCUCAUCAGUUAUUAAAGGGUCUCAGUCGGAAACUGUUGUUCAACCUUGUGAUGUGGAUGGAUCAGGAUCUACUAGUGAAUUAAUUAGACUUGGGAAUCCCGCUCAAUUGGUUUCUGAGAAGGAGGAAGGAUCAACAGAGUCUGUUCAUACCACUGAAUGUCACAAAGAGAGUUUAAGUUCCAGUGCUAAAAAGCUUGGGGAGCCUAUACGCCAAGCUAUUCCUUUGCUACCACCGUUUCAGCCUUCUGAAACCAGGCCCCCUUAUCCUGUAGGGGGAGAUUAUCAAAGCUCUGACAGCCAGUCAGCAACUUUGGUUAACAGUAAAGGACUGGAAACUCCUACACUUGAGGCAUCACUUGCACAAAAAUCUGAAGGCAUUUCUGGAGGUGUUCCUCUGUCAAGGAAAAGCCCUGUGAGAGACAAGGCGGUCUCAAGUGGUGCUGAGGACAAUGUGGCAAAGGUUUCUUGGGUAUAUGGAACUUCCCCAUCCACUUCCCCCUUACACGAAGAACUCUCAAUAGGCACUGAACAAGUAACACAAACUACAGGAUCUGAAUCAAGAUACCUGCCUGGAAAGAAAAGCAGAUAUGUAAACUCUCCCACAGACUCACUUGAAGAGUCUAUUUCCCACAGAAAGACAAAGGAAAAAUUAUCUGAGCAAGAUCUACAUGAAAUGUCAGAAAAACUCUCUCGCAGGUUAAAUGAACUAGAUCUAAUGUUAAAGAGAGCUUUGGGUGAGCAUACCAGAGAAGAGUUGACGGAUGAAGAUAACCUUUCUCAGCACAGUGACAGUGUCAUGGAUUAUCGUAGAAGGAAAACUCAGCUAGAUACACCGCACCUAAAAAGGUACCCAAGCAGGCCACGCUCUCUUUCUCCAUCCUCACCCCCAUCUCAGCAUCAACGUUCUUCUGGGUUACAAGAUAUGCUUUGUAGAGCUGAAAAAGGCCAAAUGGGGAAAAUAGGCAGCCAAUUGCAAAAAGAAAGGGAUGAAAAAAGAAUAAAAGCAAAGCUGGUGACUAAAGCCUAUGAAGAUGAAUUAAGAAUUUAUGAAGCUAGAGAGAGGCUUAGGCUCUCCAAGCUCAGAGAAAAAGCCAACGAAAUGGAACAAGAAUACAAAGAAAACAUCUUUAAAGAACCUCCAAAAACGCCUCAGCCAGUGAAAGUUUAUUCUAGAAAAACCACACCUCGGAAUCCCAAAUACAGCCAGUGGAUUCCAAAACGAGGGACUGUGAAGCCAAAGAAAGCAGCCCCAAUGAAAGUAAAAGAUGAUGAGCUCCUAUUUCUGCUACUGGAAGAGUUUCCUCACCUGCAUGUUUCCCACCACACCAUGAAUAAAAUGUGGCGGCAGCAGCUCGCACAGAUUGAACAACUUAAGGCAGCUUCUUCUGGCAAAGACAGAACUAGACUGAAACUCCAAAACGAAGUUCAACAAGCCCUGAGGAAGCAUGAGCUUCUUGUUGACAUUAUUAAAAAAGAUCAAGACCAUACCAAGAGGCUGCAAGAAUUUAAGCAACGCAUCUAUCGACAGAAAUGGGCUCAAAACAAAGUCAGAGAAAAACGCCAGCAAAUUGCUCGAGCCAGGAAAUACUAUGACGAUUACCGGGUUCAGCUGCGUGCCAAGAUGAUGAGGGCCAGGACACGGGAAGAAAGGAUAUUUAAAAGCCUUUUUGAAGAAGGCUUAGAAAUUCAGAAGCAAAGACUGAAGGACCUGAGAACGUAUGCUCAAGAGAAGCGUGCUGAGCAAAGGAGAGAGCAUCAGAAUGAGUUGGAGUCUAUGGAGAACUAUUACAAAGAUCAGUUUUCCAUGCUAGCAGAAGCUUUAUCUCAAGAACGCCAAGAAAUCCAAACCAGAGAGAAAGCACAAGCACAAAUGCUGCAGAAAACAAAAAGAGAACUGAGAUCAAAGAUGGAAAAGGAAAUUCAGCAACUGCAGACGAUGAUAACGCAAAACGAUGAGGACACCUUUUUUCAAGAACUAGAAGCAGACAGAUUGAAAUCUAGACUUCAGAUGGCUUCCUUUCAGUAUAGCAAAAGCCCAUUCUUGUAAGACUUGUGGUAAAUAUCACUGCAGUUCUCUUUCUGGGUAAGAUGAUGGGAAUUUUUAAGAGAACUGCCAUAACUGGAGGAUAGUGUGUGGGCUACUAUACUGUAAAAUACCUGUCUGUCAGCUUGACACGUCAAAGGUAUAAAGCACUUUUAAUGAUAACUAAUAAAGUUCUACCUUCUUUGCGAGGCUGGGAUAAUGUUGACCUUAACGCAUAGGGAAGGAGCAAAGUGGAUGCUUUUUAGUGAAGUGAGCAAAGUGAUCGCUACCCUUUACUUGUGGAACAGCUGAAUAUUGAAACCUGUAGUGGUUUUAUUGCUGGAGUAAAAAAAAAAAA
Struthio camelus australis is the source of this 2830-nucleotide messenger RNA. Lineage: Eukaryota; Metazoa; Chordata; Aves; Struthioniformes; Struthionidae. The record is from RefSeq and is a predicted model, not a curated record.